This is a messenger RNA of Magallana angulata, 576 nucleotides long. RefSeq names its product DNA-directed RNA polymerases I, II, and III subunit RPABC2-like. Gene Ontology annotation, molecular function: DNA binding; DNA-directed RNA polymerase activity. The coding region runs from base 56 to 442 and encodes 128 amino acids. Lineage: Eukaryota; Metazoa; Mollusca; Bivalvia; Ostreida; Ostreidae. Gene Ontology annotation, biological process: DNA-templated transcription. The record is from RefSeq and is a predicted model, not a curated record. Gene Ontology annotation, cellular component: RNA polymerase II, core complex; RNA polymerase I complex; RNA polymerase III complex. The transcript has 5 exons.
AAGCAUUUUACAUUUCACAAGCACCUGUCUAACACAGACAAAAAUUGCGUCUAUCAUGGCGGACGAUGAACACGAUGUCGACAACUUUGAUGACGAUAUUGAUGAUGAUGACGAACCUCUUGAUGAAGCAGUGGAAACUCAAGAUGAUGGUGACCCAAUUGACAUCCUCCCAGCUGAUCAAGCAACUCAAGCUGUUGAGCCCCAAAAACGAAUCACAACCCCAUACAUGACCAAAUAUGAGCGUGCAAGAGUCUUAGGAACAAGGGCACUGCAGAUUGCUAUGUGUGCACCUGUAAUGGUGGAAUUAGAAGGAGAGACUGACCCACUACUGAUUGCCAUGAAAGAACUCAAAGCCAGGAAAAUCCCCAUUAUUAUUCGCCGAUUUCUCCCUGAUGGAAGUUUUGAGGACUGGGGAAUAGAUGAACUCUUGAUGACAGAGUGAAUGGACAUGUCACAUUGUAUCAAAGUUUCUGUCAUUAUCUUUUUAUUGUAAUUCAUGUGUGGAGUCUGUGUUUUGGAGAGAGUGGUUGUAUGGAAGUUGCUAUUUUUAUCAUUUCAUUAAAAAAUCACAAAGUA